Messenger RNA from Penicillium soppii, 1431 nucleotides. RefSeq lists its product as uncharacterized. Bases 1 to 1431 code for a protein of 476 amino acids. The record is from RefSeq and is a predicted model, not a curated record. The transcript has 4 exons. NCBI's taxonomy places the organism in Eukaryota, Fungi, Ascomycota, Eurotiomycetes, Eurotiales, Aspergillaceae.
AUGUCCACGUCCACGAAGGGAAGAAUGGUCGGCCCCUUGGACAAGCGAAGGCGGAUAACGCGCUGCCUCGGCUGCGCUAAACGACGCGUUAAGGUCUGGGAUGCGAAUCUUCAGUGCAUCCGACAAACCACGACGUGCGUUGCCCAGCAGCAAUCAGGACAUGGUAUGGCUACUGUGUUUGUCAACCAAAGCCGGAAAGAUGAUCUUGGCGGCCGCCAGCGACGUUCUGAUCAAAAGAGCAUGGCUAUGUCCAACAAACACUGUCCUGAAAUAAGUCAACUUAAUUUCAUCGGGAAGGACAAGAGUACCCGCUUUUUUGACUGUUUUGUCUUCUUCAUUCAGCAGAACAUGUUCACAAUGAACUUCUCAUCACUAGUUCCGGACCUGUUCCCUCUGAUUUCAACAUCGCCAGUCCUGUAUCAUGCAGCGAUAGCGGUCGGUGCUUUAAAUGCGAAGCGAUAUAGCGCUGGGCGCGCAUUGCAGGGAGAACAAGCCCCUAUUGUGGAUGCCAUGACCUCUUACCAUAAGUCAAUGGGCAUCUUGCGGUCAUGUCUGGAAAACAGCAACGUGAUGCAAAGAGAAGAUCUUCUCUGGGCCACGUUUUUCUUAGGGCUAUUUGAGUUGCUUUCGGACAAUUCCGGCGAAGGUUGGGUCAAGCACAUGCUCUACGGAACAUCCAAAAUGCUUCAGCUUGCAGGACCAAGCGAUCGCAUGUCACCACCCCGAAGGAUGUUCUACGACCUGUUUCGUGUGCUUGAGGCUAGCCGAACAUUACUCUAUGAUGAAGAAACAAUACUGUCCCAGGAAUGCUGGCUCCAACUCCAACAGUCCCUGUCGAAUAAUGACACUCGAUGGGAGCCCAUGGAAGAGAUUGUAACUCUCAUGAUUGAGACAUCCGCCUUUAGUCAACGAGCCAGUGCUAUUGUGGAUACUAUACCCGAAGCCGAUCGUUUCACAGAUCCGUCGGUUGCUCUACUUGCGGUUGACGGACUCAAUGCCCAGGAAGCUAUCUAUGCCUGGCAUACAAAAACCCUGCUACAGCUGGUCCAAGAUGAUCCUAACGGAUAUUCAAACCUGGCCUUGCUUUAUUAUCACGCUCUGCUAAUAUUUCUCUCUGGAAACUAUGAUUACUUCCCCUACUGGGACAAUCUCCCGGCCCCGGUGUUAUCCCACGCCGAAAUUGCCGAGCACCUAGCUUCAAUAUUAGAUCUCUCGGAUAAGGUCUUGCUUAACUCCAAUAUUCCGGGAGUGAUGCUGUUUUUCCCAGUGACUGUUGCAGGCUCUCGAGCCUGGGGGGCCGACCAAAGAUGUGAAGUGCUUCAUCUGCUUGAUCAGAUCUACUGUAGAGGAUUUGUGGUCGCCAAUAAGGUACGGGAUGGUUUGUUGGAACGCUGGGCCGAAAGGGAUGGGAAAGCGGCAAUGGCCACAUGA